AUGGCUACACCAGUCCAAGCUUCUACUGUAAUUCGUGUUAAACCACAUCAUUAUAUUCAUGUAUUAGAUAAUAAUACAAAUGUUACAAGAGUUGAAGUUGGACCACAAACAUUUACUAGACAAGAUCAUGAACGUGUAUUAAAUCCAACUCCAUUACCAAUGAUUUUGAUCCCACCAAGACAAUAUUGUAUUAUUGAAAACCCAAUUAUUAGAGAUAAAGAAGGUAAAUUAGUUGUUGAUAAAUUCAAUCAACCAAAACUCCGUCAUGGUGAUCAAGAAAUUCGUUUCUCUCAAGAUCCAUUCCCAUUAUAUCCAGGUGAAGUUGUCAUUGCUCAACCAGUUCCAUUACAAGUCAUCCAAACCAAUAGUGCACUUCGUUUGAAAUGUCUUCGUGAUUUCGUUGAAGUCAAAGCUGACAAAACCACAGUCAGUCACAUUGCUGGUGAUGAAUGGUUAUUCGAAGGUCCAGGUACCUAUUAUCCACGUGUUGAAGUUCAAGUUGUUGAACCAGUUCGUGCAGUUAUCAUCAAAGAAAAUCAAGCACUCAAAUUACGUGCUCGUCUCUCAUUUGUUGACCGUCGUGAUGUAGUUCGUCAAGUUGGUGAAGAAUGGUUAGUUCGUGAAAGUGGUGCCUAUCUUCCAGGUGUCAGUGAAGAAAUUGUUGGUUUCAUUCAAGCCUUAGUCUUAACCGAUCGUAUCGCUUAUCAAUUAUUAGCCACUCGUUCAUUCACCGAUAGCUUUGGUAAAGUUAGAAAAGCUGGUGAAGAAUGGAUUAUCACUCAAAAGGAUUGUGAUACCUAUAUCCCAGAUGUCAAUGAAAAAGUCAUUCGUGAUAUUAAAGCUAUCACUCUUACCAAUCGUCAAUACUGUAUCGUUGAGAAUCCAAUUGAUCCAAAAACCGGUAAAAAUAAAUUGGGUCACAAAGAACUCCUCCAAGGUGAUCGUACUUUCUUCCUUAUGCCAGGUGAAAGUUUAGUUAAAGGUAUCCAAAAUGUUAAUGUUUUAUCUGAAGAUGAAGCUUUACUCUUAAGUGCCAAAGAGGAAUUUGUCGAAAAGAAAGGUACCACCACCAUCGUUCACAAACCAGGUGAUCUUUGGAUGAUUUAUGGUCCAUGUGAUUACAUUCCACCAAUUCAAGUCGAUGUUGUUGAACGUAGAAAGCGUAUUCCAUUAGAUGUCAACGAAGGUAUCUAUGUCCGUGAUAUUAAAACUGGUAAAGUUCGUUCAGUUCAUGGUUCAUCCUACAUGUUAUUACCAAAUGAAGAACGUUGGGCUAAACCAUUAGCACCAAUCGUCGAAGAACUCCUCAAAAAAUCUGCAUCACGUGAUCAAAAUGAAGAACACAAUGAAUCUGAUCGUGAUUCAACCAAAGUUAUCACCUAUCGUGUACCACACAAUGCCGCCGUUCAAAUCUUUGAUUACAGAAAGAAAGAAGCUCGUGUUGUAUUUGGUCCAGAACUUGUUAUGUUAGAACCAGAUGAGGAAUUCACUGUUCUCUCUUUAUCUGGUAAGAUUCCAAAACGUCCAAAUCACAUUCGUUCAUUGGCUCUCUUCUUGGGUCCAGAUUUCAUGACCGAUUUAAUCACUGUCGAAACUGCUGAUCAUGCUCGUCUCUCACUCAAAUUAUCUUACAACUGGCACUUUAAGGUCGAGCAAGACAAUCCAUCCAAAUUAUUCGCCACCUCUGAUUUCACUGGUGAUUUAUGUAAAGCCACUGGUAGUUUAGUUCGUGCCGCCGUCGCUGCCAGCACCUUUGAUAACUUCCACAAACACUCUUCCGAUAUCAUUCAACAAGCCGUUUUCGGUUCAACCGAUGGUUCAAGCAAUGAUUGCUUAUACUUUGAAACCAAUGGUUUGGUCAUCACAAACAUUGAUGUUCAAUCUGUAGAACCAGUCGAUCAACGUACUCUUGAUUCUUUACAAAAAUCUGUUCAAUUAGCCAUUGAAAUUACCACCAAAUCACAAGAAGCCACUGCUCGUCAAGAAGCUGAACGUUUAGAACAAAUGGCUCGUGGUGAACUUGAACGUCAAAAGAUUAUCGAUGAAGCCAAGAACGAAGAAUCUCGUUCCAAAUUGGUCCAAUUACAAGCUCAAUCAGCUGCUGUCGAAUCAACUGGUCAAGCUGUUGCUGAAGCUCGUGCUCGUGCUGAAGCCGCCAUCAUUGAAGCUGAAAGUGAAAUCAAACAAGCUCGUCUCUCAACCAGAGCCAUUGAAAUUGAAGCUCUCUCUGAAAUUGAAAAUCUUAAAGCCAAACAUAUUGUUGAAAUCCAACACAUCAAAUCACUCAACAAUCUCGAAUUAAUUAAAGCCAAAGAAAGUGCUACCAUCGAAACUACCAAAUUCGAAAACUAUGUUGAAGCCCUCGGUUCCGAUACUAUCAAAUCAAUCGCCCAAGCUCCAGAAGAAACCAAGGCUAAAUUAUUAGCUGGUUUGGGUCUCAAAUCAUUCAUGAUUACUGAUGGUAAAUCACCACUCAAUCUUUUCGAUACUGCCAAUGGUUUAAUUGCUGAUGCUCAAAGAUCAGAAGUCGAUGAAGAAUAA
Messenger RNA from Dictyostelium discoideum AX4, 2541 nucleotides. RefSeq names its product major vault protein (gene mvpB). Gene Ontology annotation, cellular component: cytoplasm; ribonucleoprotein complex; nucleus. The transcript has 2 exons. NCBI's taxonomy places the organism in Eukaryota, Evosea, Eumycetozoa, Dictyosteliales, Dictyosteliaceae. The coding region runs from base 1 to 2541 and encodes 846 amino acids. The record is from RefSeq and is a predicted model, not a curated record.